Molecule: messenger RNA, 576 nt
Organism: Musca domestica (house fly)
Lineage: Eukaryota; Metazoa; Arthropoda; Insecta; Diptera; Muscidae
Product: small ribosomal subunit protein uS14m
Exons: 2
Coding region: 103-489 (128 amino acids)
Biological process (GO): translation
Cellular component (GO): ribosome; mitochondrial small ribosomal subunit
Molecular function (GO): structural constituent of ribosome
Source: RefSeq, a predicted model, not a curated record
UCAGCUGUUUUCCUGACCAAUUUCUAACCUAAGUGUUUUGUUAUUGUUACGGAGCCACAACCAUUUAGUUCUCAUCUGGAAAAAGGAAAAAGAAUUAACAAAAUGAAUUCCCUGACUAAAGCUGGAAGUUUUGUCUCUCAAUCAUUGCAAUUUGCCGGAUGUGGGUUCCAACAAGUUCGCAACAAAUGGGCGGAUUGGAAAAUGAUUCGUGAUGUAAAACGCCGCAAGUGUGUGACCGAGCAUGCCAAAGAACGGUUGCGUGUUAAUGCAUUGCGGAAGAACGACAUACUACCAGUAGAGUUAAGAGAAAUUGCCGAUGCUGAAAUUGCUGCAUUUCCCAGAGAUUCCUGUUUGGUACGCGUUCGUGAACGUUGUGCCCUAACUUCCAGACCUCGCGGUGUAGUACACAAAUAUCGCCUCAGUCGUAUUGUGUGGCGUCAUCUGGCUGAUUACAAUAAAUUGUCGGGUGUCCAGAGAGCUAUGUGGUAAAAGCAUACUCAAAGAUAUUGUUAAAAUUGUGUGUUUAUUAAAAAUAAAUGCUAAGAGUAUUAAAAAAUUAAAAUACAUUUGACGAUA